AAUUUUCUCUAGGAAAGAUUACUCCCUCUCGAGCCAUUUGAGAGACUCUCUUCCAACAUCCUCCAUGUCUGAAACUGAAGAUGACGCUGUUCUUCCACGUUUUUUCAAGGUUUUCCUCUCAGAAACGUCCUCUGAAUCAAUGCGAAUCCCUGUGUCCUUCAAUGAACAUCUUGAAGAUCCAUUGCCACGGACCGCUAAGCUCCACGGUACCGGAGGAGGAAUUUGGACAGUUGGCUUCACGAAAAGACGCAAACGUGUGUAUUUCACUGAUGGAUGGUCCAAAUUCGCAGAGGACCAUGAUCUCAAAGACGGAGAGUUCUUGACGUUUGUCUACGACGGUUACCACACGUUUGAAGUCAGCGUCUACGAUGGUUUGGGUUGUAAAGAGACAAGAGCUGUGACGGAGGCUGUCGAGCUUUCUGACGCUGAUUCUGAUUCUGAUGAAGAAGAAGAAGAAGAUCCUUCAGUGAAAGGUGAAGAUGACAGUAGCUAUGCUGAAGAUGAAGAAGUUAGUCAGAGUAAUUACACUGUUGACAGCGAAGGGACAGAAUCAGAUUCUUCAGAUAUCUCAGAUUUGGUAGUUACGACUAAUCCAUGGUUUAAAACAAACCUCAAGAACAGGACAUAUGAGCUGCUGAUUCCAGCAAAACUGGCUAGGGAAUACAGGCUUAAAUUUGGUGAGAGCAUCACUUACAUUGAUGAAGAAGGGACCAUGGUAGGGAUCAGAGUGAGAUGGUCAGAUGAUAGGAUUUGUUUCAAAGGAUGGGACAGGAUUUGUAGAAGGAACAGGCUUAAUAAGCAAGAUCAAGUCAUAUGCGAGAUGCUUCAUAACAGGAAGCUAGUUCACACUAUCAAGAUCCACAUCAAACGUGGUUGAGUCUCUCAUCAUCACCCUCUCCAUCACCAUCACCAUUAUCAUGAGUACUAAGGCUUAGUAUCGCUUUUGUCUGUUUCAAGUGUGUUGUAACUGCUUCUCUGCUUUUAUAUUAGUAUUACUUUCUU
Eutrema salsugineum is the source of this 1002-nucleotide messenger RNA. Its product is annotated as B3 domain-containing protein REM20. The transcript is spliced from 4 exons. The record is from RefSeq and is a predicted model, not a curated record. Gene Ontology annotation, molecular function: DNA binding. NCBI's taxonomy places the organism in Eukaryota, Viridiplantae, Streptophyta, Magnoliopsida, Brassicales, Brassicaceae. Bases 65 to 877 code for a protein of 270 amino acids.